GUCAAAGCUUAUUAAUUAUUCGUCGUUGUCUGGGGCUGGCCGUUUUUAAGUUCUUAACAAUUAUUUUACUAUAACUUGAACUCACGAAAUAAAAAAUUAAACUGGGUUUUUUUGAAAAAAUAAUCGAAAACAUGAGUAAGCUUAUUCCAUCCGUUGGUAAACUGCUUGGCGGUGUAACAACUACUACGAAAGUCGCCCCAAUCGCUGUCAUUACGAACGCAAAAUACAGUACAAAAAACGAAGCUACAUUUGAAACGAAGCCUUAUAAGCUCCACAAACUGGAAAAAGGUCCCGCAACAUCAGCAACUUUAACAUCCGAAGAUGCACUUAGUAUGUAUGAGAAAUUGGCUGUUAUUAGAAGAAUUGAAACCGCCUCAGGAAAUCUGUACAAAGAGAAGAGUGUCAGAGGCUUCUGUCAUUUAUAUUCAGGACAGGAAGCGGUUGCCGUAGGAAUGCACUCAGCUAUGAGGGAUAUUGAUUCAUUGAUAACAGCAUAUCGUUGUCACGGAUGGACUUACCUUAUGGGUGUCAGUGUCCUCGGUGUCCUUAGUGAGUUAACUGGCCGGAGAACUGGUUGUUCCAGAGGCAAAGGUGGUUCUAUGCACUUGUAUGCCAAGAAUUUCUAUGGAGGAAAUGGCAUAGUCGGUGCUCAGGUCCCGUUGGGCGCGGGUAUAGCUUUCGCUCACAAGUACCGUAACGACGGUGGCGUUUGUUUCGCUCUGUAUGGUGACGGAGCAGCCAAUCAGGGCCAGAUCUUCGAGGCUUACAACAUGGCCAAAUUAUGGAAUCUACCCUGUAUAUUUGUUUGCGAAAACAAUGGUUAUGGUAUGGGUACAAGUGUUGAGCGUUCUUCUGCCAGUACGGACUAUUACAGCCGGGGGGAUUACAUACCCGGCCUGUGGGUGGACGGUAUGGACGUCGUCACUACUAGGGAAGCGACCAGAUUUGCCAUUGACUAUUGCACUAGCGGAAAAGGUCCUCUAGUAAUCGAAAUGGAGACAUACCGAUACUCCGGCCACUCUAUGUCCGACCCCGGCACGUCCUACCGGACCCGCGACGAGGUCCAGGCUGUCAGACAGACCAGGGACCCCAUCACCUCCUUCAAAGAAAAGAUCCUAUCAAACGGGCUCGCUACUGCUGAUCAGCUCAAGGAAAUAGACACCAAGAUCCGCAAAGAGGUGGACGAGGCCACUAAGAUAGCGAAGUCCGAACCGGAAGUGGGUCCCGAAGAACUCGCUGGGGACAUUUAUUACAAGAACUUGGAGCCCUUCAUCAGGGGUGUCCACCCUAACAGCCCCUUGCAACAUAUCGAAACCGCUGCCAGGAAUUAAGCGAAUUUUUAUACUGGGAUGUGAUCUUUAGUACGUUUUACAGAUAUAUAUGAGAUUAUUACGUUUGUUGGGAUUCUGUCUUAUGUUAUCUUGUUCUAAAUAGACAAUUAUUCAGCCGUAUCUUAUCAAAAUAUUUAUAAAAGUUAAUACGUAAUGUGUAUAUAUGCUUAUGGUAUUCAAAGUUCUUGAAGUAAAAACAAUAGAAUGAAAUGUUGUUAGGGAAUGUUUAUAUUACCAAGUGUGGUUCAAAACAUUGGUCUUAUAAUGUAGAUAUUACGAACUCGAAGUUAAAAUUUUAUUAGUUUACUGUAUAUUCUCAAACAAGCUUGUCAUUGUCUCGUGUUGUCUUGUUGAAAUCCCAUUUUAUUAUAUAUUUUUUUAAUGACAGGAGUUUAUUUAUUUAUAUACAUAUUUAAGAGCAAUAGAUAUUAAAAUAAUAUAUAUAUUACAAAGUAAUUGUUUAUUUCUUUGUUCGUUUAAAUUUGACGUGGUUGGGAUGGAAAGUAAAAAGAAAGGUAUAAUAUCAUAAAUUUAUUUCUAUAUCCUAACACAAGCUGCGAUUAUGACUAUUCUGUUUUAAAAUAGUUUAAUAUACUAAAAAUAAGCUUGGAACCGGUAACUUUAUAUGUGUACUUAAAAUAUAUUGUGUCAUCGGAUUCUUCAUAGAAAUGCUAUAGUCGGGUAGUUUUGAAAUUAAUCUGUAGUUAAACACACUAACAAGUGGUUUGGCUCUCAGCCUGUUAGAGUGCUGCAUGUCAAGUUAAAAGGACAUGCCAGCGAA
Messenger RNA from Danaus plexippus (monarch butterfly), 2112 nucleotides. RefSeq names its product probable pyruvate dehydrogenase E1 component subunit alpha, mitochondrial (gene L(b002)). Bases 132 to 1331 code for a protein of 399 amino acids. Gene Ontology annotation, cellular component: intracellular membrane-bounded organelle. Gene Ontology annotation, biological process: pyruvate decarboxylation to acetyl-CoA. NCBI's taxonomy places the organism in Eukaryota, Metazoa, Arthropoda, Insecta, Lepidoptera, Nymphalidae. Gene Ontology annotation, molecular function: pyruvate dehydrogenase (acetyl-transferring) activity. The record is from RefSeq and is a predicted model, not a curated record. The transcript has 8 exons.